UCAAGAUUCAAGAUGUUUGUGGGUAAAUAAAAAAACGUCAGGUGGAUUGUUAUAUUUUUUUUAUUAUGCUUAAUUAAAAAUGAAUAGUCUUGGUUUAAGUUUAAUUCUAAAAAUGGGCUGCAUAUGCUCCAAGGAAACAAUUACAAUAAAUUCAAGAAAUUAUACAGUUCGUGAACAUCUUGGAGAAGGUGGAUUUAGCAUUGUCCUUCUAGUGGAAGAUACAAUAACUCAUAAGAAAUAUGCCAUUAAAAAGAUCAUCUGUCAUGGAUUAGAAGAUCAGAGAUUAGCAGCAAAAGAAAUAGAAUAUUAUAAUCUUGUAAAACAUCCAAACGUUAUAGAAUGUAUUGAUUCUACAUAUAAAGGGACAAUAGAUCCUAUUAUUAAUGCAACUAGUGAAGUAUUGAUUAUUUUACCAUAUUAUCAUAGAGGUACACUUGCAAAUGAAUUAGAGAGACGUGCUAAAAAUAAGAAUCACAUGGGUGCCCUAGAUAUUUUAAAUAUUUUUUUACAAAUAUGUGAAGGUGUAAAAGCAUUUCAUGAAGCUAAACCAGAACCUCUUGCUCAUAGAGAUUUAAAGACUGCAAAUAUACUUCUUGAUGAUGGAAGUACACCCAUUAUAAUGGAUUUAGGUUCUGUAGCACCAGCUAGAAUUAAAAUAUGUGGUUCACAAGCAGCACAAACUUUACAGGAUUUAGCAGCUGAAAGAUGUUCAAUGCCAUAUAGAGCACCAGAAUUAUUUAAUGUUGAAAGUUAUUGUAUGGUAGAUGAGCGGACAGAUAUUUGGUCUUUAGGAUGUAUUCUUUAUGCACUGUGUUACUUUAAAUCACCAUUUGAUACAGUGUAUGAAAGAGGAGACAGUGUUGCUUUAGCUGUAAUGAGUGCAAAUAUUAUUUUUCCAGAAGAUGCUCCAUAUACUGAGGAUAUACAAAAUUUGAUUUUAUUGAUGUUAAAAGUAAAUCCUAUGGAACGUCCUUAUAUAUAUAGUGUUAUAGAAAAGGUACAUGAUAUUAUCUCAAAGUUAGAAAACAAAGUAUGAUUAUAUAAAAAAGAA
Molecule: messenger RNA, 1051 nt
Organism: Apis laboriosa (Himalayan honeybee)
Lineage: Eukaryota; Metazoa; Arthropoda; Insecta; Hymenoptera; Apidae
Product: serine/threonine-protein kinase 16
Exons: 6
Coding region: 80-1036 (318 amino acids)
Biological process (GO): protein phosphorylation
Cellular component (GO): cytoplasm; Golgi apparatus
Molecular function (GO): protein serine/threonine kinase activity; ATP binding
Source: RefSeq, a predicted model, not a curated record